ACCGAUUUCCCAGCUGGGAACCGCGUUGGAGGCCGAUCUGUCCAGGUCGAAACUAUGUACAAUUACCGUUUUAAUCUGCAGUUUCGAGGGCCAUAAAUAUCCGCGGAGCCGCUCAUCGACACCGACAAAGAGAACGCGGCAGAGAUGCCGGCAGGGAAGUUUGCGCGAGCAAAUUUAUUGCCGCGGCCGAUUCCACGCGGACCAAGCGUCUAUGAGCUUUUAUUCCGCCGCGGUAUCGACAGCCUCGAUCGGCGUUCUUCUCUGGUCGCGCAGGGCUUUUCGGCCGAGUCACCGUGACAAUUAAUCGCCGUGGUGCUUCGUUCCUCCGGUAUUCGCGUUUCGAGCAAAAAUAUAAAGGAGAUUUUCCGUGAUUUUUAACGUUACUCUCCUGGCUUUUUGUUGGCCGAUGGUAAUCUGUAGAUUGAAAACCGUGGAAACAAAGCAAGGCAGGGAUGAAGAACCGAAGCGAUUUUUACUACGGAGCUUUUCGCGUUUCUAACCGAGUAUAUUAUCGUGUAUUUUACUCGAACAUACCGAGAUAAACCAUUCAAACGUUACCGCAAAACAAAUGGAUUAAUUUAAUGAAAACACAUUGAGGAUAACGUAGUUGCGCUCGGUCUGACCAUAAUCGGGUUAAAUCUACUGUAACGUAAUCAAACCGUUCUAUGAUUUAACCGCGGACUGGCGCCAUCUAAUAUCGAAUUUAUCCACGUAAAUACAAUCUACAAAUCCACCGUCGCUCCAUUUGUGCCAAGGGAAACGACCAGGCCAAAAACGGCCACAUCCGAUGGAAAAAAUACAGCGAGCUUCCUAAAACGUUUUCCUACGGUCCAGUUCUUGCAACGUUACGGAAGACAACGCGGAUAGAAGCGAAACGGAAUCGUUUCCAUCGAUCCCUGACGAAGAUAUCGAUCCCCUUUGGCGGGCGGAUGAAGUGGCAGCGCGAGACGGCGGAAGUUCGCGCGAUGAAAUUUACGGCUGCAGCCAAUUCCGCGCAAAUGGAAGAGCAUCUAUGAGGUUUUAUUCGGCCUGGUUAUCGCUGCCACCUAUCGGCAGGCAUUUGUUUUUGCUUAUCGGCGGGGCUACGUCAAGCCCGUGCAGGGGGAGGCCACCGUAAAUAUGACGGACGGAUGCGACGAUGGGAUCUCAGUGGCGUCAGAACAAACGAGCGCCACGGACCCGAAGCCCCGAAAGUCUCGUACUCGGCUCGAUCGAGGGGGAUGAACGACCAAGAGACCUCCGGCGCUGACAGGGCUCCCGUUCGACUCCGAAUCGAUAUACCUGGCUGCGCGAACAAACGAAAUCUACCAGGAGAAAGGGCUGCUCGAACCAGCGCUAUCUUCCAGUUCUUUCCUUUCUUCGCCCCCUUUCUCGCGUCUAUGCUCCUCUUAUACGCAUCUCCGCUCUUCCAAGGGUUUCUUCCCCGUGUUUCUACUAUUACGUUUCUCCUCCGUGUUCCUUCGUUACAGCGAUUAAGGAAUCUGUAUUACGCGAACGACGCGCGACGGAGCCGUAGUCGUUCGAUUAUACCGUUUGAUCAGUUGGAGCGUGAUCGAUCACAGGGAAAGACGGUCGUUACUUCCACCUGAGAUUUCGAAACGUCAGAACGUAUCAAUAACAACGCGAUGAUCGAAAGCACUCGAGGCGAGCCUGCAUUUUUCCUCUCUUAAUCACCGACCCUAAUUGGUCAAUUACGCUCAUUACCGUCUCCUACGGUAGAGAGGCGAGUCGAACGAUAAAAUCAUGUUUCUCUCUCUCUCUCUCUCUCUCUCUCUCUUUCUCUCUAUCGAUAUCUCUAUCUCUUUCCUUCACUUUGCUUCUCUCACCCUCGCUCUCUCUCUCUCUCUCUCUCUCUCGCUCGCUCGUCCGUGUGCAUCAGCAGAGGAGGUAGCUCCCCACCAGAGAACCGUAUCCAUGGGUAAUCCCUGCCUGCCGUGCCUCCCCUGAAACCGAGCUGGACGUAGUUGCAAGAGAGAAACUUAUCCCUGGCAGGGAAAAAUCCGCGGGUCUAUAGCUCUGGUUCGACUCCGUUUCACGGUAAAGGAACCCGGCCAUGGAGGCGGAGCGAGCAGAGCCAUGCCCCUUCUGCCGCCUCGAGGCCUCGCCCACUUUUGAAUUUCCCCUUUCUCGCAUUUUCGUCCCCUCCUCGAACCAUCGUUCCCGCUCUGACAACGUCUCUUUUCAAACAACGGCUGGGUCUCCCACUAACCGCGGCGCCUCCACCCGCAAAACGAAAAAGUCCGAGCGCCGCAGUCGACGAUGGUCAAAGUCAGUCGACACGGAGAGCUCGAGUCGAGUAGAGGCUAGUCCAGGUUAGCUGGCCGGGAGAUCCAUCGAUCCGUCGAUCCUCGGCUCAUCUGUCAAACGCGUCACGCAUCCUUCUUCACGCGUUUCCGUGAUUACUCUUGGAAAAUUGUCGUCGAGUGUGACUCGAAGAUCAUCGGAUAGCUACAUAUUCGAUCGCUUCAUUUUCUUCGACGUUGAGUCGUGUCGAUCAGAUUGUGUGGAAUCAGUGAGAAAGACAUUUCGUUGAAUCACAGACAUUGGCACUUUAUUUCUCCUCUUGCAUCGGUGACGAGAAACUCGACAAAGGUAUCGGCAAGAUGAGAGCAUAAAAGAUCGAAGAAGAUUUACUCAGAGUGAUUCAGUGAAGAGAUAUAGAUUUACAGAGGUGUUCAAUCGCGGUCUAAGAAUGACAGUACUAAGGAUGACCUCCCCGGUGACGCCUCCAUCGAGCAGUCCAGGUUCCCACGAGGCCCAGGCACCCCAGCCGACUUCGAAACCGGUGCAUCGAUUGAGCUUUUCCGUCGCGGCCUUGUUAGCCGACACCAAAAAGUCGGACUCCUCCAGACAAGAAACGUCCUCCGUAUCGCCCAGAUCAUCACCCUUGGCCUCUUACUCCCCUGUGAGACAGGAGAACCUACCAGUCAGUCCGAACUCCGCGUUACAAAAACAUCCAGGUGACUACAGAUCGAGAUACCUGUCGGUGUCCCCGAGCGUCCAGGAACAUAGACGGAUCGCAUACGGUUCUCUGGACGCGAGGGCGCUAACUAGGUUUCCCGAGAUCGAGGUGGACAGGGUAGAAUCCCCCGGUCAACGCUCCAGAACGCUGGAUUACGCGGUUCGAACCUCCGCGGACUCCGGAUCCACGUCGGAAGUCGCACCUUGUUCCUCGUCUCCGAAAGUCGUCACAGUCGGUCACUCGGAUUUCGGUCCUCAAUCUCCUAGAAGCAGCUCUCACGAAGCCAGGUCCAGGUGUUCGGAACCGGAAGACAUCGAGGAAGAGGACGAGAACAGCCUAGUCGACGUGGAGGACCUACAGCAUCAGCAUCAGGGAAGCAGUCCGACGCCGGUCAGACCGACUCCGGCGUAUAUCGGAGGAUUUUCCAGUUUGGGAAGCAUCUCUGGCAUUCCAGCCGGUCUACAUCCCGCGGUUUGGGGUGGCGGACAUCAGGGUGCAGCGGCAGCAGCAGCCGCCGCCGCCGCCGCCGCUGCCACAGCGAGCUUCUUCCCCUCGCACUUCUCUCAUCACGCGCCAUUAAACGAGAACGGAGAACCGGCCAAGAUCAAGUGCAACCUGAGGAAACACAAGCCGAACCGGAAGCCGAGGACGCCUUUCACCACGCAACAAUUGCUCGCGCUCGAGAAGAAGUUCACCGAAAGGCAAUACCUCAGUGUCGCCGAGAGGGCCGAGUUCUCCUCCUCUCUUCAUCUCACCGAGACCCAGGUGAAGAUCUGGUUCCAAAAUCGUCGCGCGAAGGCGAAGCGUAUGCAGGAAGCGGAGAUCGAGAAAUUGCGGAUGUGUGCGGUCAGGCAGCAGCACACGACGCUGUACGGCUCUCAUCCGGGACUCUUGGCCCCGGCUAGUCUGUAUCCCGUCGGAAUGCUGUCUCAUCCCGGUUUAACGCCUCAUCAUCCGAUCUCUCAGCACUCGUCCAGAGAAUGAAAGCGACAGGAGGAGCCAGAGACUCGCCACGAUCGGUAGUGAACCGACUUGUCCUCGAUCCAACGAUCGAUUCUCCUGCGAAACUGUUUCUGGAUCCCUUUGGAACAGAAGGAAGAACGAAGAAAGAAUGAUUCGAAGGAAGAACGUAGGAUCUGUGAGUUUUGAGAUGUCGGAGGAAAAAUAAGAGAAACGGACGAAACUAUCGUGAAAUAAAAUUCACAGAGUAUCGAAGAACGGAAGAGCAUGAACAACGAGAAGUCGAACGGAUGUCGGCCGGACUCGUGCAAGACGAAUCCACGUGUUUCGGUGAGAAAGUGAUUCAGAGCGUAGAGAAGUGCUCGAUCGAAAGUUAGAAGCAUCGACAAGAAGACAAUACCUUCGAAGUGGAAUACCUUUAUGAGAAGUCUAACCAAAGCGGAACGCGUUUCGAGAAGAGAAACACGAUUCUGGAUGAAUUUGUGGACUCUCUCUUCGCGAUCGAAUCUUUCAAGUAAUGAACUUGUCUAGUGAAAGACGACAGAGAGAGAGAGAGAGAGAGAGAGAGAGAAAGAGAGAGAGACCCAAAGAACAAAACGUCACUUCUAUGGGGAGCCAUAGUGUAUCGUGAAUUUGUGCCAAUAUCAGACAUGCUGCCGUGUCUUGUACAUAGAGUGUAAAUAAUCGUUCUCCAGUUGAAAGUUUACGUAGCCUUGUAAAUAGGAUGCUAGCAAGAUGAACGAUAGUUCUAACCUGCAAGGAUCGGUGGAUCGAAGCCGCCGAGGCCUGUUUUCCAAUUUUGUAUAAAUGUAAAACCGUCGCCGAGAGAGUAGCAGAGUUUAUUUAAUAAACACACAGUAUAGAAUUAA
This is a messenger RNA of Bombus terrestris (buff-tailed bumblebee), 4791 nucleotides long. It is a transcript of the gene Dr, whose product is annotated as homeobox protein MSX-1. Bases 2693 to 3946 code for a protein of 417 amino acids. The record is from RefSeq and is a predicted model, not a curated record. Lineage: Eukaryota; Metazoa; Arthropoda; Insecta; Hymenoptera; Apidae. The transcript has 3 exons. Gene Ontology annotation, cellular component: nucleus. Gene Ontology annotation, biological process: regulation of transcription by RNA polymerase II; embryonic morphogenesis. Gene Ontology annotation, molecular function: DNA-binding transcription factor activity, RNA polymerase II-specific; RNA polymerase II transcription regulatory region sequence-specific DNA binding.